Messenger RNA from Pedinophyceae sp. YPF-701, 1623 nucleotides. NCBI's taxonomy places the organism in Eukaryota, Viridiplantae, Chlorophyta, Pedinophyceae. The record is from the annotation of a GenBank genome assembly.
AUGAGCCUCCCGCUCCCGACCAUGCGGCUGCGCCCGGCUACCGCAGCCGGGCAGCUGCGGCGCUCGCGGCCAGCGGCCCCAGGCGGCGACCUGGGCCGUGGCCGCCCGUGCCGGGCCACUCCGCCUGGUGGUGGGCCCGCCAGCGACGCGAAGAGCAAGGAGCAGAUCACGCCCGAGAAGGUGCUUCUCGCGGACGACAACCUCUUCCCGUACACCGUGGACGGCCUGCCGUACCCUGACGUCAGCAUUGAGAACGUCAUGCAGAUUCCGACGCUCCGGAAAAAGCUCAAGAAACGCCCGCACCCGCUGCGGCACUGCAACAACUUUGGCUCGGGCUUCGUAGGCGACCGCGACAUCAUCGGCCUCAACACGGUCAGGUACGAGAGCGUGUCGUCUUCCGGCGCGUCGUGCGUCGACCCGCACCGCUCGAUGGACCCGGACGCGGUCUGCACGGUCGGCGAGUCCUGGGCGAUCCGCUCGGGCCCUCGCGCGGACAUUUACUGGGAGCCCGCCUCGGUCACCGCGGCCGUCGUGACGUGCGGCGGCCUCUGCCCGGGCCUGAACGACAUCAUCGAGUCCAUCACGCUCGCGCUCCUCGACUACGGCGUCCCGGAGGACCAGAUCCUCGGCAUCAAGUACGGCCUGCGCGGGUUCACCGACCGCAACAUCAAGCCGGUGCCGCUCACGCGCGAGCGCGUCGAGGGCAUCCACCUCAAGGGCGGCACGAUGCUGGGCACCUCGCGCGGCAACGCCGGCGUCGACCAGAUCGUCAAGAAGCUCGACUUGUGGGGGAUUGACAUGCUGUACGUCCUGGGGGGCAACGGCGGGAACGCGGCCGCGUGGGCGAUCCACGAGGAGUGCAUCAAGCAGGGGGUGCUGUGCAGCGUGGUGGCGGUGCCGAAGUCGAUCGACAACGACAUCCUGGUGAUCGACCGCACGUUCGGGUUCGAGACGGCGGUCGAGGAGGCGCAGCGCGCGAUUCUGGCCGCCAAGGUCGAGGCGAGCUCGGCGCGCAACGGCAUCGGCGUCGUGCGGCUCAUGGGCCGGCAGUCGGGCUUCGUGGCGCUGAACGCGUCGCUGGCGACGGGCGUGGUGGACAUCUGCCUGAUCCCGGAGGUGAAGUUCGAGAUGGAGGGGAAGAACGGGCUCAUGGCGUACAUCGAAGAGGUGCUCGCGACCAAGGGCCACUGCGUGAUUUGUGUCGCGGAGGGCGCGGGCCAGGACAUCCUGGCGGACGAGGCGCAGGGCACCGACCCGAGCGGAAACCCCAUCCUCGAGGACGUCGGCGCGUGGCUGUCGCAGAAGAUCAAGGACAAGUUCGCGAAGAACGUCGACGUCAAGUACAUUGACCCGACGUACAUGAUUCGCGCGAUCCCCACGACGGCGAACGACCGCAUCUACUGCACCGUUCUGGGCCAGGGCGCCGUCCACGCGGCGUUCGCGGGGUACACGGGCAUCACGACGGGCCUCGUCAACACGCAUUUCUGCUACCUCCCCAUUCCGGCCAUCAUCGCGGCGCCGCGGCUGGUGGACCCGCGCGGCCGGACGUGGAACCGCCUGAAGAUGCAGAACGGCCAGCCAGACUUCCUGAACACGCCCGAGGACGGCGCCCCGUGGACCUGA